UUUUUGACUUUUUUCUUUUUUUCACGGAUUUGACUUUGAGCGAACUUUUCAUUUACAUUAUAGUUAUCAUUUAAUCAUUGACUAAUUAUUCUCGUUAUUUAUUAAUAAUAAUAUAGCGUUGUAUAACUUUAUGCUGUUUCUCGCACCGAACUUUUGCGAUUGUUAAAGUUAAAAACGAUCUUGUAUAAUUUUUUAUAGAGAAUGGUUGCUACUACUGUUGUACGCAAAAUGUGUUCAUGUAGUAUUCGAUUACUACCUUUAUUGAGAUCACAUUCUUUGCUAAGAACGCCGAUGCUAUCGCGAUUAUUAAUUCAAAGAUUGACAUCAUCAUCACCUUCUCAAUUCAGCAAAACUGAAGCCCAUAGUGCUCAGUCUAGCAACUUACCUCAUGCCAAUAUUGGCACCAUUGGCCAUGUAGAUCAUGGGAAGACAACACUGACUGCGGCUAUCACCAAAGUCUUGCAGAAGGAUGGGUUGGCCAAGUAUGUGUCAUACGAUGCGAUUGACAAAGCACCAGAAGAAAAGGCACGAGGCAUUACAAUCAACAUCGCUCACGUGGAAUAUUCCACUAAAAAUAGACACUACGCUCAUACAGACUGUCCUGGUCAUGCCGACUUUAUCAAAAACAUGAUUUCUGGAACUUCCCAAAUGGAUGGAGCCAUCGUGGUAGUUGCUGCGACAGACGGCCAGAUGCCUCAAACUAGAGAGCACCUUUUACUUGCGAAACAGGUUGGCGUGAAGCAUCUAGUAGUCUUUAUCAAUAAAGCUGAUAUAGCUGACAGCGAAAUGACCGAAUUGGUGGAGAUCGAAAUGCGGGAAUUAAUUUCCGAUUUCGGCUUCGACGGCAUAGCAACUCCAGUCAUUUGCGGCUCAGCUUUGUUGGCAUUGAAAGGCGAUGAGAGUAGAAUGGGCGUCCCAUCCAUUAGGAGACUACUAGCAGCCAUCGACGAAUACGUUCCUACACCUCAAAGAGACGUCACAUCACCGUUCUGGAUGGCAAUUGACAGCGCAUUCACCGUACCUGGCCGAGGGACUGUGGUCACGGGAACUAUAAAGAAGGGAACGCUGAAGAAAGGUGAUGAAACCGAACUCUUGGGGCAUAAUUCAGCCAUCAAAACAGUGGUGACGGACGUCCAGGUGUUUCGGAAGUCAGUACCUCUUGCAGAAGCUGGUGAAAACGUUGGUCUCUUACUGCGUUCCAUCAAACUGGAUCGGGUCCAGCGAGGUAUGAUGCUGGUGGCCGCCAAUAGUGCAACAAUUGGCAAUCGUUACCAAGCUCAGCUGUACCUGUUAACGCGAGGUGAAGGAGGCCGUAGCCGUCCCGUCAUCUCAGGCUACAUUCAACAAAUCUUUAGUGCAACAUGGAAUUUAGCUGUGCGAGUGGAUAUGCCGAGUGACAAAGACAUGCUUAUGCCAGGAGAUCACUCCGUCGUCAACCUCACCUUGCUCAAGCGAAUGGCCGUCGAACCCGGACAAACUUUCACGAUCAGAGAAAACAAUUACAAUGUUGCGACCGGCAUCAUCACCAAGAAAUUGAGUGAUGCCACUUUAGUUAAAGGAGAUUCUCUGGACAAAAUAACUGUGGCCGACUAAUUGUCUUGGGUUAUAUAGUUCUUCGAGCAAGGAUCGUCGCCUUUAUUACGAGCCAUGAAUUAUUGUUUUACAGUUCUUUGUGUUAUCCGGUACAACCUAACCUUGCGUUAUGUGAUAGAAUAUCAAGAUUUAAUAAUGAAAGUCCGUACAACGACCCUGCUUCACUCGGCUACACUCCAUAAAUCGGAGGGAAAGUUGAUGCCUUAUUAGGUUUUGAUCCAACAAUAAUUUGUGUUUAUUUUGUCUUAAUGGUCACAGAAAUUUUUCCACAAGUUCAAUCAAAUAUCAAAUUGCGACAUAGUUAGGUGUGACAGCUAUUGAUGAUUACAUUAAAACAUAGCCAUUAUGUAACGUUGCAGUGAAUUACAUUAAUAUUGCUUCAAAAUAAUAUUGAAGGAUUCAUAUUAUACCUUUUCCAAAUAACUCUUCCAAUGCCGGAUAAAAAUUUGGAUAAUCAAUGGGACUUUCUCCACCAUUUUUUGUGCCUUUAAUUUAUUUUUUAUUGAGUUCUGAACAAACGACUUCUCAAAAACAUUUGGCAUGCAUUGUUUGAAUAAAAAUGAGCAUAAGUAGCAUCCAGCUGAA
Molecule: messenger RNA, 2178 nt
Organism: Daphnia pulicaria
Lineage: Eukaryota; Metazoa; Arthropoda; Branchiopoda; Diplostraca; Daphniidae
Gene: mEFTu2
Product: elongation factor Tu, mitochondrial-like
Exons: 8
Coding region: 202-1593 (463 amino acids)
Biological process (GO): mitochondrial translational elongation
Cellular component (GO): mitochondrion
Molecular function (GO): GTP binding; translation elongation factor activity; GTPase activity
Source: RefSeq, a predicted model, not a curated record